Macadamia integrifolia is the source of this 2713-nucleotide messenger RNA. RefSeq names its product serine/threonine-protein kinase WNK1-like. The coding region runs from base 226 to 2391 and encodes 721 amino acids. Gene Ontology annotation, molecular function: protein serine/threonine kinase activity; ATP binding. Gene Ontology annotation, biological process: intracellular signal transduction; protein phosphorylation. The transcript is spliced from 7 exons. The record is from RefSeq and is a predicted model, not a curated record. Lineage: Eukaryota; Viridiplantae; Streptophyta; Magnoliopsida; Proteales; Proteaceae. Gene Ontology annotation, cellular component: cytoplasm.
UCUGUGUAUGUGAGUUGGAAGAGUUAGUCCUUUAGAUGUACUCGAAGACCCUCACCUUAAUCCUUAUUUUCUCUCUCUCUCUUUAUUUUGUUUGAUUAAGUGUCGUCUACUUCCUCUCUCUCUGCUCCUUCUUCUCUCUUUCUCCAUCGGUUUCAAGAGUAAAGAGACCGUUAUAAUUUACAAGUGAGUAAAUUAAUCUUAAACUGCAGAAGAAACGUAUAGAGAAUGAAUGGGCUUACACCUCUUGAACCAGAUUACUCUGAGUUUGUCGAAGUUGAUCCCACUGGAAGAUAUGGGAGGUAUAAUGAAAUCCUUGGGAAAGGAGCGUCGAAAACAGUUUACAGAGCCUUUGAUGAGUAUGAAGGGAUUGAAGUCGCUUGGAACCAGGUUAAGCUUUAUGAUUUCAUGCAAAGCCCUGAAGAUCUGGAGAGAUUGUACUGUGAAAUCCAUCUUCUGAAGACAUUGAAGCACAAGAACAUCAUGAAGUUCUAUAGUUCUUGGGUUGAUACUGCGAACAGGAACAUUAAUUUUGUAACCGAGAUGUUCACUUCUGGGACUCUGAGACAGUACCGGGAGAAGCACAAGAGGGUUAACAUUAGAGCGGUGAAGCAUUGGUGCAGACAGAUCUUGAGAGGUCUUCUCUAUCUCCAUAGCCAUGACCCUCCUGUGAUUCACAGAGAUCUCAAGUGCGACAACAUCUUUGUCAAUGGGAACCAAGGGGAGGUUAAGAUUGGCGAUCUCGGGCUCGCUGCUAUCCUCCGUAAAUCCCAUGCCGCCCACUGUGUUGGCACACCAGAGUUCAUGGCUCCAGAAGUGUAUGAAGAGGAGUAUAAUGAACUAGUUGAUAUUUAUUCCUUUGGAAUGUGCAUAUUGGAAAUGGUGACUUUUGAAUAUCCAUAUAGUGAAUGCACCCAUCCUGCUCAGAUCUACAAGAAAGUUAUAUCUGGGAAGAAACCAGAAGCUCUGUACAAAGUGAGGGAUCCUGAAGUGAGAGAGUUUGUGGAGAAGUGUCUAAUCACUGCUUCCCGAAGGCUCCCAGCAAGAGAGCUCUUGAAGGAUCCGUUUCUUCGAACCCAUGAUUUUGGUUCAGAUGUGAGGCCAGAACUUGAUGAUAUGGGUCCUCUCCUUAGGCAGCCCCUCGUGGAGCUUCAUCACAGUAACAGUUCAUUGAUUGAUGGGUACUCCAAGGACCUUGGUCAUGAACCUGAGAAUGGAUGGGUUUACCAUCCAGCAGAGAUUGAACUUUUCACUUACCAAGAGGACGAUCAUUCUGAUGAUGUAGACAUAUCGAUCAAGGGGAGGAUGAGGGAAAAUGGUGGGAUCUUUUUGAGGCUCAGAAUUGCAGAUAAAGAAGGCCGUAUCCGCAACAUCUACUUUCCUUUCGACGUCGACACAGAUACGGCUUUGAGUGUUGCAACAGAAAUGGUUUCUGAGUUGGAUAUCACUGACCAAGAUGUGACUAAGAUAGCAUAUAUGAUCGAUGGGGAGAUUGCUUCAUUGGUGCCAGAGUGGAAGGAAACCCCCCACUUUGCAAGUGUAAGCUCUUGUCACAAUUGUGCUUCUGAUGGCUCCUCCACUGGUUCCCUUAUGGACUAUCUCUCCAUGAAUAAUACAGGGGCCAAGAACCUACAAGUACUCCAGUGUUCUCUUCAUGGAUGUGCUGCAACACAUGGUCGGUUUGAAGAGAUCACAUUCCAAGUUGAGGGUUCAGAGCAUUCUGUAACAGAGGGUGCUCCAAUCUUAUCAAGACAUUCAGAUUGCAUACCAUAUGCAGAUGUUUGGGCUCAGCAUGAAGGCCCUGAAUUAAGUUCUGAGUCUUCUGGGGAGAUUCACCCUGAUGUGGAACCUGUGAAGGUGGAUCAAUCGGUCUGUUCUAAGGAUGAGAGGGUGACGGCCGUUGAGAAUCAAAUGGAAUUCAGUUCAGCAAGUUCCAUGGGCCAGCGAUUACCUGACCGUGGUUCUAUUAUACCUUCAUCGUCUUGUGACUUCUCUGAUGAUUAUUAUGAUAAUGAGAUCAGACAGGAAUUGAGAUGGCUCAGAGCAAAGUAUCAGAUGGAAUUGAGAGAGCUUCGAGACCAACAAUUAGGAAUUAAAUCAAAAGCUUCAUCUCUGAGGUCUGGCAGUACAGACAUAAUCCCCUUACAAGGGGAAAACAAUGAAACCAACUUGAAAUCUUUGGGCUCUGAGAAGCAUCAAACUUCAUUAUUUUCACUUCAUGUCCAGAAGAGCUGCCCCUAUUCUGAGACCCGAAGGGCUCGACAUAGUGAGGCGACUGUCAAAUCUUCUAGUCUGGAGUAUAUGGUCACUACCAAGAGUUACUACUCUGGGUAUCUUCUUCCGCACCCUAUUCACAGAUCUACAUCUCUUCCAGUUGAUGCUUUUGAUGUUUAGAUCUAUAAGACCCUCAAAUUCUUUCUCACCUUGUCCAAUUUCAUUCACAUACAAGCUGUAUAUUUAAUCAAGUGUGCAUUAUACUUCUGUUUAGUGCCUGUAUCUCCCCUCCCCUGUUGGGGAAAGCCAAGCUGAGAAAGUGAUGGGUCUCUGUAAUUCUGAGCAAAGAUGUGAUUUUUAACACCAAAAGUGUGAGUCACUUUAGCCAUUUCCAAUAAGAUAUUGAAGAAACUUUUCUGUUGAAAUGGGUCUCUGUAAUUCUUAGCAAAGAUGUAAUAUUUAACACCUAAAGAAUGAAGAGUGAAUCACUUUAGCAUUUCCA